Molecule: messenger RNA, 2399 nt
Organism: Cryphonectria parasitica EP155
Lineage: Eukaryota; Fungi; Ascomycota; Sordariomycetes; Diaporthales; Cryphonectriaceae
Exons: 8
Coding region: 672-2312 (546 amino acids)
Biological process (GO): peptidyl-serine phosphorylation; intracellular signal transduction
Molecular function (GO): protein serine/threonine kinase activity; ATP binding
Source: RefSeq, a predicted model, not a curated record
GGUUUAUCCUGUCAUCUCUUCGUCAACCACCAAAAUAAAGCCAUAUCCAACACGAUCCAGCCCACGCUCCACUCCCACUCCAGUGCAGAUCAGGCUGCCGAGGGAGGUGUGGCAGCUUAUCCCUCCCUUCUUGACCUCUUCCUGCUUCUCGUCCUCUCCACAUCAAACAUCCAUUUCGAUCCAUACUUACCAACCAACCCCCUAACUGCCAACGCCCACGACCAGAAACAAACGCGCGCGCGCACACGCACACGCCAUCUCAUCCCAUCCAUCCCCUCUGACGGCCCUGUAGCUUGUCACCUUUCCCUUGUGACUGGCUCCCUGGAGACCUGGACCUGGACCCGGACCAGGACCCGCUGACUGUGGUCUGCUACCCUUGUACCCUUCCCUCCUAUACUCCGUUACUUACUCUACCAUACUUUCUUGUCCCCUCCGUACCAAGCGAGUACUUGCUCGCUCGCGUUUGCACCUUCUGCUUGCUCUGCUGCACAGGUACCCCCGUUCCAUAUCCUGUUACAGACACGACACCACCAUCCUAUCGCUCCCCCCUUCGACUUCCUCCUUCCGUCCCUCGAUCCAUAUCCGGCCUGCCAUCGAUCUUGCUCGAAACUUGACAACUUCGAGUCCGAGUCGAAUGUUCGCAGAGAUUGACAAUCGGGCAGGUCGCUCCAAUGGGUAAUAGCCAGGGCAAACCCGUCGAGUUUGACGGCGAAGUCAACCUCAAUCACUUCCGGUUGCUGCGGGUCGUCGGCCGAGGUGCAUUUGGCAAGGUCAGAAUCGUCGAGCGAAAAGACACCGGCCUCUCCUUCGCCCUCAAGUACAUCCGCAAAGAUGAAGUCGUUCGAUCCGAAAGCGUGCGAAAUAUCAUCCGGGAGCGCCGUAUGCUCGAACAUGUCAACCACCCCUUCAUAUGCAAUCUGCGCUACAGCUUUCAGGAUAUAGAAUAUAUGUACCUCGUUGUCGACCUCAUGAGCGGUGGCGAUCUCCGCUUUCAUAUAUCCAGGAAGACCUUCACAGAAGAUGCCGUCAGGUUCUGGAUAUCCGAGCUGGGCUGUGCUUUAAGAUACAUACAUGGCCAAGGCAUCAUACAUCGUGACGUGAAGCCAGACAAUGUUCUGCUUGAUGCCGAUGGGCACGUCCAUCUGACAGACUUUAAUGUCGCAUCGGAUAUUAUACCUGGGAAAGUUCUCACGAGCAAAUCCGGAACUCUGGCAUACCUUGCCCCUGAGGUCUACGCCGGCAAGGGCUAUGAUCGACGAGCAGAUUGGUGGUCACUUGGUGUCUUGUUUUACGAGUGCAUCUACAAUAAGAGACCCUUCGAGGGUAACUCCGAAAACGCCCUGGGCACUGUCAUACAAGCAGCUAAUCCGAAAUACCCAAUCACGCAACCACCCGUCUCCCUGCUUUGUCUUUAUGCUAUCAAGGACGCCCUGAGCCUGGACCCGAACAAGCGUCUCGGUCACACAUGGGAAAGCUUCACCCACCACGAUUUCUUUAGGCCCAUUAAUUUCGAGGCUCUCGAGAGGAAGGAGAUUGAGCCAGUAUUCGUGCCAUCAUCCGAGAAGACGAACUUUGACGCGACAUACGACCUGGAAGAGUUAUUACUGGAGGAGGCUCCACUGGAGGCCAGGGCUCGGAGGCAGAAGCCGCGCGAGAAGCUGAAGGACGACGCGACAGACAAGGAGAUUAGGGAAGAUGAGUUGUACCGGAUGAUCGAAAACGACUUCCGGCCCUUCGACUAUACCGUGGCUGCCUAUAAAAAGUCGCCAGCCGCCGGCGCAUCGUCGAGACCGAAUGGCGCUACAAAUACACAGCACGGACAGGCAUUCACCUCGGACGAUGCUCGGCCCCUCUCCCAGGCGACGACAGCGACGAAUGGCUAUCAAGGGCAGUCAGGACAGCAAGGGCCGCCACUUACGCCCUCAAGAUCCAGUGAGGCAAAUCCGGGGCAUUCGAAGAGCCACAGCAGAGGCAAAGGUACCCAUCGACCAUCCCCACUACCGCCGUAUCCGAAUUCGUAUACGACGAGCCCGAAGCAUAGCAAGGGUGGCCCCAAAGGCAUCUUCGUGGAGAGCCCUACUGGAGGCGUGCAGGUGACGCUCGACGGCGGCGGCAGCUGGUCGGAUUUGGCUCGUCAAGACGCAACACUGCCAGCAGACGCAGCCGGUGCAGGUCAGGAAGCUGGCAAGGUCGAGGCUGGGUCUGGUGGCGUGUUUGGGUUCCUGAACAGGAAGAAGGGGCGCGGUAAUAGCCCCAAACCGAAGGAGAGAGGUGUUCUGGGGAAGGAGGGCGCAAGAGUCGUAAUUGGUUAGGGGCGAUUAGGGUCUCUACGCAACUGGCGUCAAGACAAUGUCUGGAUGAGUUCGACCUUGAGUUUUCUCGACAACGAUGCUUUGACU